CCAAUGUAGCUUGUUCUGUUUUUCGUUUAGUUUCAGUGUUUCUUCAUCUUAGACUAGUUUCCCCGCCUUACAAAAUAUUCACAUUAAUUAUGUAACUUUUAUUAACAUAGCCUAUAUAUAGGCUACUCUAAUCCAAAUCCAAAUUACGACGCGAAUUUUGAAAUCAGCCUUGCUCGAAAUCUUGCACUAUAUUUCCGACAAAGUGCAUCGUAUUCUAGUUGGUAAAUGCAAAAUGAGAACUUUUCUCGUUUGGAUGCAUCGCAGGAAAGUCAUGACUAGUUUCAUUGUGCCGCAUUUUGGAUGUUUCGAUCGAAUAUUCACUAUUAUGAUAUAUUCCUAUAAGAACGUAAGAACUAGCCUAUACAAACGAGAGGAGGCCAUUCGGCCCAUCGAGCUCGCUUGGGGAGAACUUAACUAAUAGCUCAGAGUUGUUAAAAUCUUAUCUAACUCUGAUUUAAAGGAACCCAAGGAUUCAGCUUGCACUACGUUAUCAGGAAGACUAUUCCAUACUCUGACUACACGCUCAAUAUAUACACAGUAUAUAUAUACAGUACACGCAUUACAAAAAGUGUGCUUGAGACUAAUAUUGCAAAGAAUUGAAUGAGCCUAUUUACAGUCGUAAAAAUAUAGGGCUAUCUAAAUGACGACUUGUUUUACUUAGAAUUGUAGGUAUCAAUUAAGUUACUGUUUCGAAGUUUUAAAUGACUUCCAUUACCGAAUUCCGAUUUAGGAGACUCCCUGUUUGAGCGCUUUUCCAUGUUGAGACUUGCUAUUCUUAUUAAUUAGGAUUAUGUUAUAUGCCACUCCGUUUACUAGGCUACUUAAUAAGAUCUUGUUUGGUAGAUCGCAAUGGAGAUACUGCAGGAAAAGUUACACAAAACCCUGAUCUAACACUAGCCCAUGAACUCGCACCACUUAUAUUCGCUCCGUUUACCCCCCCUUAAAUGGAGGGACGCGAAGUCAUGGACCGGUACAGGUACUUCAUGUUCAACCAGCGCCGUAUGGUGGUGCUGGGCAUCCUGCAGGUGGCCUGUGCGGGUCUCUGCGUGGUCUGCGGGUUCAUCGACGCCGCCUUCCGGAAAAGCACAGCCCUGAGCAGCACGCGGGCUCCGAUGUGGGCAGGCAUGGUAAUGGCAGUACCGGGAGUUCUGGCACUAUUCUCCUCCCAGAAAAAGAACCCCAUAUUGGUGAACGCCAUGAUCGCCGCCUCCGUCUUCUCCUGCUUCACCACCCUCAUCGUGGCCGUCUACGCCGUGCUGACCCUGAGCUACGGGGAAGACGAUGACGAGCUCUUCCACCCCAGCCACGUGGGCAUCCCCAAAGCGAAGUUCAUCCUGAGCCGGAUGGUGAAGGGAGCGAACGGCACGAUGCUGCUCUCCUGCUGUGGAAGCAUCCUGCUGUCUGUGCUAAUCUCCCUGGUGGGCUGCCGCAGCCUCCCCUUCUGUGGCUGCUAUGACAGCAGCACAGGACUGGAGACACUGGUUCCCCAAGAUGAGCCAAACCCACAGGCAGAGCUGAUCUGCACCUGGCAAGCAGGUGGAGACGACAGGCUGUUUAAUUCCCCCGUGCAGCCCUCUGAUAAGGAUGCUGAAGAGGAGGCGGGGCCUGCCAAAGCCCCGCCCUACAUCAGAUUGACCUCAUAGGUGCACUCAACAUUUCACUGUAUUUUAUGUUGAAAUUGUAGACUUGAAUUCCCAUUUUAAAUACACUGGAGUUCCUGUGCAGCUUUUAAGUGUUUACCGUAACAAGAACCGAAUUUACUAAAAUUCAGCACUUUAAUAAUAAUAAUACGUUUAUCUUCCCCUCCUUACAUUUCUGGUUUCAUUCGAAUUUGUAAAUUACCUUUUGUUUUGUGGUUAUGUAAAUAUUUUUGUAUGGAAUGAUGACUGUCGCUUCUAUGUGGGUUUUAAACACUUUUUUAAAAAUAUAUUUUGAUGGCAGUGCAAUAUGUACAUAUUGUAAUUUUAAUUGCAAAAUGUGCCCAGGAAUGUUUGCCAGCUUGGUGUCGUCUAACGCACUCCUGGUCUAUGGCUUGAGGCAGAGGCCCUGCAUGUAUUUGUCCUGUGGUCGAUUUAUAAGUUGAACAUUUUCAUUAAACUUGACAAUGAUUA
Molecule: messenger RNA, 2111 nt
Organism: Paramormyrops kingsleyae
Lineage: Eukaryota; Metazoa; Chordata; Actinopteri; Osteoglossiformes; Mormyridae
Cellular component (GO): membrane
Source: RefSeq, a predicted model, not a curated record